Molecule: messenger RNA, 1221 nt
Organism: Sordaria macrospora k-hell
Lineage: Eukaryota; Fungi; Ascomycota; Sordariomycetes; Sordariales; Sordariaceae
Cellular component (GO): endoplasmic reticulum
Source: RefSeq, a predicted model, not a curated record
AUGAGGUUUCUCACCAGUAUAACCGUGGCAGCCCUCUCUGGGCUUGCUGCUGCUGCAUCACAGCAAAGCGCCGAUGUCUUUAUCCUCGAUUCCAAACAACAACAAACAUCCCGCGAACUGCCCCGGCUACCAAAAGAAGUCGUUCGCCAUAUUCUUCUCCAAAGGACAUCUAGACACAACUACGGCAGCGAUCUUCGCGACAUUCCUAGCUCCAUCGAUACUGAGGCCGCGAUCAGCUCUAUUGCGAAGUACGGCAAGAGUCCGGCACCUCUUUUCUCCCAAACCGAGACGAGCGACCCAUCACAACUAGUGGUUAUCCUCGAGGGCAUCACUGCCGAGAACGUUCAACCUUUGAAGGAAUCGCUCGCCAAGUCAAGCCAGCAUGCCGCUUUCGCCAUCUCAGAUCCGCCAUCCAAGGUGGCCAAUGAUCGCCUGAUGUCACUUUUCCAAAACUUGGGUAUUGCUGCGCCAGAGCAGUGCGACCUGGCCUCUGCUAUCAACCCUGUCAACGGAGACUGCUGGACGGGCUCCUCGUCAGUGGUCAAGUACGAUGUCAAGAAGUCGCCCGAGGCCCUUAAUACUCUUGUCGACAACCUGAGCCGUCUCAACAAGUUCAUCUCCUCCGGCGAUCUCGAGGCCCUUCUCGUCCUCAUGCCCGAGUCUAGCCGUUCUUCCAAGCUCAACCAGUGGAGCGUCAAAGCCGCCACCGGCUCCGAUCUCCGCCGCCGCUUCAACUCCGAGACCGUUAUCGUCGACGACUCCGUCCGCGGCGCGAACGGUGCCGCCGCCCCGACACAGCCUCCCGUUUCCCGCCCGACUAAGAGUCCUCUGCAGGCUGCCGCUAGAAAGUCGAUUCCGCAAUGCUUCACCUCACAGAAGAGCUGUGAGGACCAGACCAACACUUGCUCCGGCAACGGCAAGUGCGUGAACAAGUGGGGAGGCAAGAACGGUACUGUCGAGACCAGCGGCGGCAGCUGCUUCGUUUGCAAGUGCCUGGCCACUCCCGAUGGUGACCAAACUAAGCACCAGAAGUUGAAGCAUUGGGGCGGUAACAUGUGCCAGAAGGAGGAUGUCAGCAUGCAGUUUUGGCUUAUUGCCGGGUCUACCAUUGCCCUUGUCGGCGCUGUCGCCUUUGCCAUUGGACUGUUGUUCGCUGUGGGCGAGGAGAAGAUGCCCGGUGUUCUGGGCGCUGGUGUGGUUAGGGGGUCAUCGACUAAGUAA